Molecule: messenger RNA, 1642 nt
Organism: Oncorhynchus keta (chum salmon)
Lineage: Eukaryota; Metazoa; Chordata; Actinopteri; Salmoniformes; Salmonidae
Gene: stpg1
Product: sperm-tail PG-rich repeat containing 1
Exons: 9
Coding region: 1-1176 (391 amino acids)
Biological process (GO): epigenetic programing of male pronucleus
Cellular component (GO): germinal vesicle; male pronucleus; female pronucleus
Molecular function (GO): histone binding; chromatin binding
Source: RefSeq, a predicted model, not a curated record
AUGCGUUUAAUUAUCUGGCCUCACCCUCUUUGCUUUCCGCCAAGAACGUUUACUCGCUGUCAUGGCAACAUAUCAUCAUAUAUGGAAACACUAUCCUCACUCAGAAAUGUGUUUCUGGCUACUGUGACAGCAGUUUGGCGGUGCAAAUGCAUCGGGCACCUGUCCCUCCCAGUUGUGUUGAAUGUCUCUCAGCUAAUGAUGGGCAAAAUACACAAAGGAUUGAAUGACAGCUGCAAACUUCCAGGAUACAUAUCAUCAAUACCCACCAAAUACCAAACAUUGUUGAUAAGCAAUGAGGAUAAGAAAGGGUUCUUGUCACAAGCUAAGAGGUUCCUUUCAGAAGACAGUCAGAAUGAAACCCCAGGGCCAGGCACAUAUAUGUCUCACAGGCCUGCUGAAAUCAGCAGCCCCUCCUUCUCAAAGAAAGGUACAGGAGGCUUUGCAUCCCAGGCUGUCAGAGUUCCCCGUAACCCUCAGAGAGGUAUCCCAGGACCAAAUGCCUAUAACCUGCAGUCCUCUCUGAUCCACAAACACAGCUUUGGCAGGGGAGGCUCCAGAACUUUCCGACUACCAGUGGCUGUACAACAUGAUGGCCCUAAGAACAAGACACCAGCCCCUAAUCAAUAUCAUGUGUCUUUCGAUGGGGUAUUGCCAAACACGUUAGUGUCCGCUCAAUCAGUAUUUCUGUCAACAACUGGACGGAGUUCUAUGUGCUCAAACACUCUAAAAGGACCAUCGCCAUGUCACUACAAAGUCAAUGAUGCCAUAACUCAGAAAUGCCCCAAGGUUCCCCUCUCCUGCUUUAAGUCCAACUCUGUGAGGAUCCAGUCCCCUGUGAAUAACCAUGUCCCAGGCCCAGGCACCUAUAGUCCCUACCAGGCUCCAGAGCCAGUCAGGAGAACCAUCCUACCGAGGAGAUAUUACCUGGGAAUAUCAGCUCCCCCUCUGAUUCUUCUGAAGAACCCUCCCCUGCCUGGCCCUGGGCAGUAUGAUGUAGUGAACUAUGGAGACCCGACCAAGCACUUCAUGUCCAGUGCCGUGUUUGUUUCUGGGACAAGCCGUUGGACCCAGGAUGUGCGCGGCCAAGGAGUUCCAGGGCCAGGUUACUAUGAACCAGACACAUCAUCAAAGCGGUCUUUCUUAUACAAUUACUCCAACAACUGGAUUCCAGCAUGAAGCACUUGAGGCAACUCACAUUGCUUUUGUGUGGGUGUUUUUGCAUGCGUUCACACCACACUGUGCAUAUAUUUACUAGUGUACUUUAUGUGAAAUUGUAUUGUGGUUGAGUGGCUUGGUGUGGGAGUUUCUUUCUGCAUGUGAGGAAGGUUUUGUACAACGUUUUCAUGUGCAUUCCAUGUACUGUACGCAUGUGUUUCACUGUGACUAAAGAGAAAGAUACAAAUCACUUCAUAUUUCCAUCUAUUCAGUAAUUGCAUUUCCAAUACAGUGUCUUCAGAAAGCAUUCAUACCCCUUGACUUAUUCCACAUUUUGUUGUGUUACAGCCUCAAUUCAAAAUGGAUUAGAUUCCAUUGUUUCCACUCCCAACUACACACAAUACCCCAUAAUGCCAAAUUGAAUCCAUGUUUUUAGAAAUUUGACCAAAUGUAUUGAAAAUAAAACAGAAAUAUCUUAAUAUUCACA